AUGUCCGAUCUUCUGUCAUCUCCGCCCGGCGUUGUCGCUCAUGGCUCCGAAACCAGCAUCGGUGGCACUUGCUUUCUCGACCUUCCUUUUGAGUUGCGGGAGAUGAUCUACGACCUGAGCGUGCCUAACAAAUGGCAAAGGGAGUUCCCCUUGCCUGGAGGGCCUAAAACCGCGGUGAUGGGAAUCAACUUGUUACGAUCUUGCAAGCAGAUCCGACAAGAAACACACGAUCGUGUCUGGCACGCAGGCUGGACCAUCAGAUUCCCACUCAAUUCAAGUUCAGUCAAUCUCAGGUCUGCUACGUCUGCUAUGAGUGACUUAGCGUUGGCAAAAAUCAGAAUCCUCCAUCUCUACAUCACGAUCAAUCCAAAUGCGCUGUGUCCAUGGGGCCCUAUCGACCUGGAGAUAUUAUCAAGCUUCAAGACUCUGGGUGGUGUGGCAAUAGUGGUAAAUUGGGGAAGACCGGGGCAAAGAACGUCGAUCAAGCCGGCAGAGGAUCCAAGCGAAUCGGUGUUUCUCACAGGGCUCGUCACCCAGAUCCUACCACAGAUUCCGCAACGCGUCUCGACUGUAUUCUGGGAUUUUUGUAUCUGGGGAGACAAAAUCCACGUCUCAGAGGCCCUUGAAACCAUUGCCAAAAAGUACGAACACCUGCAAGGAUCCAAUUACUUACCCAAAGUUCGCAAUCCCUACGGUCUGUCCAGCAUUUUCCCUGUACGUUAA
Aureobasidium melanogenum CBS 110374 is the source of this 723-nucleotide messenger RNA. RefSeq lists its product as uncharacterized. The record is from RefSeq and is a predicted model, not a curated record. The transcript has a single exon. Lineage: Eukaryota; Fungi; Ascomycota; Dothideomycetes; Dothideales; Saccotheciaceae. Bases 1 to 723 code for a protein of 240 amino acids.